GCAUGCGUAUCAAGUUCAACAUAGUAAGGUUAUAAUCUGAUAAAAGUCGGCAGUUUUUAAAACAUGAAGAAUACCGUGUUUAUUUUUUGUUGUAUAAUCAUACUAAGUGUAUCCAGUUCAAAAAAAGCCAAGGAAGGUGAAAAACCAGAAUGGGCUAAAAAAGACAUCAGGGAUUACUCGGAUGCUGACAUGGAAAGACUGCUAGAGCAAUGGGAAGAAGACGAUGACCCCUUGGAAGAGGACGAACUACCGGAACAUUUACGUCCAAUGCCCAAAAUUGACAUAAGUAACUUGAAUCCUGAAGACCCCCAAAGUCUGCUAGAAGCCACGAAAAAAGGGCGCACUUUGAUGACCUUUGUUAGUGUUGUGGGAAACCCUACAAGGGACGAAAGUGAAGAAAUCACAAAACUCUGGCAGACUAGUCUUUGGAAUAACCACAUACAGGCAGAAAGAUAUAUGGUUGACGACAACAGGGCGAUAUUUUUGUUUAAAGAUGGCUCACAGGCAUGGACUGCCAAAGAGUACCUUAUAGAGCAAGAAAAAUGUGAGAGUGUCACUAUCGAGGGAAAGGUAUAUCCAGGGAAAUACUCAAACAACGUCAAACAAGAGUUAUAACGUAAUAUUUUUAUAUUUUGUUACAUUUUUAAAUAAAAAGCUAUCACUUGCUUAA
This is a messenger RNA of Zophobas morio, 670 nucleotides long. RefSeq names its product LDLR chaperone boca (gene boca). Lineage: Eukaryota; Metazoa; Arthropoda; Insecta; Coleoptera; Tenebrionidae. The record is from RefSeq and is a predicted model, not a curated record. Bases 64 to 615 code for a protein of 183 amino acids. The transcript is spliced from 3 exons. Gene Ontology annotation, biological process: protein folding.